CGCACGAGGAAACGGUUUCUAUGGUGACACUUUGUUGUAGAUUGGAAGUUUCUGCGGAGCUGCGAAGCUCAGGGUGAUGACAGAACAAGCGGCGGACGUCGCCUUCCCUGCCGACCAAAAGACUAACAGCCUGCACUGCACAUUUCAGCACCCCAUCUAUCCUAACAUGGCAGAACGGACUCGAUGCCUAACGUGAAAAAAACGUUCGCUCUGUGGCAUUGUACGGGGUGUGUGUGUGUGUGUGAGAGGGCAUAUGUAAGCGUGUGUGUGUGAGUGCGUGUGUGUGUGUGUGAGAGAGAGCCAUGGCGUCGGUGAGUGUAACGCUGGAGAACCAGCUGCACAGCGCUCAGAAGAAUCUGCUGUUCCUACAACAGGACCACGCCAACACACUCAAGGGCCUGCACGCAGAGAUACGACGCCUACAGCAACACUGCACAGACUUGACAUAUGAGCUGACAGUGAAGAGUUCAGAUCCAACAGACAGCAGUGAGGAGCGUUGCCGCGCGCUGCAGAGGAGGUGUGAGGAGCUGGAGGCGCAGCUGAGGGAGAAGGAGGAGGAGAACGCGGAACUGCUGAGGGAACUGGAGCAGAAGGCCGCCAUGAUGGGGGUCCUGGAGGAGACACUCAGGGAGAGGGAACGCAGCUACAUGGAACAGUUGAAGCAUAAGAGCCAGAGGUUGGCGGUGUUGUCAGGUGAGUUGGAGCAGAGGGCCAGCACCAUCGCCUACCUGACGGCCCAGCUACACGCCACCAAGAGACGGCUGCUGGCCGGGGGAGGGGCAGGGGGGAGCGCGGAGGUGCCCGGUGGGGGGGCAGGAGGUGUAGAGGGAGGAGUUACCCCCACGGCAGCAGCAGCGGGGGGUUCGAGUGCUGCCUCAGCUGCAGCAGCAGGGAGCCAAUCGGGAUCGAGCUCGUCGGCGUCCCCGGCCUAUCGACCGGCCCCGCCGACGCAGCCCCAGCCCCCUGACACGCCCACACGCCGACGCAUGCGCAAGAGCCUAUCACAGCCUCUGCACGCUGAGUGGGCGGAGCUAUACCGCCAGGGGGCGGGCCCGGACAGCCGACGUCUGAUCCUGAGGGAGGCGGCCCUGGACGCCAUGCCCGACCCCACCCCCUUCCUGCAGCCCAGAGAGCCGCGUGACCUGCUCCACGGCUCGGCCCCUCUCCACGCCACCUCCCCGCAGCCCCUACACAAGAGCCGGCCCGCCGUCAUCCCGCCAAUCAACGCCUCCUCCGCCUCCUCCUCCUCCGGCUCCGAGCGCACCACCAAUGACGCGCCCCGCUCCGGCUCGGCCACGCCCACCGGCAGCCCCGGCCACACCCCCACCCCGACGCGGCUGCCCGCCGUCCCGCUAGGCCCCAGCCAGGCCUUCAGCCCCAAGGGCAGCCCAGGCCGCCAUGCCCAGUCUCGCCAGCAGAGGGCUCACGUCGGGGUGGCGCAUCGCAUACCACACUCCCCCACCACCACCACCUCCUCCUCCACCACCUCCUCCCAGCCGACUGCUGCUGCUGCUGCUGCUGCCGCCACUGUGUCCCCGAGCGCCCCACACCCCCACCCCCCCUCCAGGCCCCUGCACGCCGAGCUGCACAGCCUGGCUGUGGACCAGGUGAACGGGGGAGGGGCCAAGGUGGUACGCAAGCGCUCAGGGACGGACAGAACUGUGUAACACACACACACACAUAUCCUCCCACGACGCUCGCCUCUCUCUCUCUUUCUCUCUCUUUCUUGCUCUCUGUUUCUCUCUCUCUCUCUCUCUCUCUCUCUCUCUCUCUCUCUCUCUCUCUCUCUCUCUCUCUCU
Messenger RNA from Engraulis encrasicolus (European anchovy), 1799 nucleotides. It is a transcript of the gene ccdc92, whose product is annotated as coiled-coil domain containing 92. The transcript has 8 exons. The coding region runs from base 303 to 1667 and encodes 454 amino acids. NCBI's taxonomy places the organism in Eukaryota, Metazoa, Chordata, Actinopteri, Clupeiformes, Engraulidae. The record is from RefSeq and is a predicted model, not a curated record.